AUGGGACCGGCUGAGGCUGCCUCUUCGCCCGUGUUCCCCGUCUUGGACCCGAUUGUUGUCGACGACGAUAUGGAGGCGGUCUACCAGGACACCAAUCUCGACUUUCUUGACCCAUCGGGCCUGUCCGGGACGACCGAGAGUGCUGGCCGCGACUUCGACGACCUUUUUGCCCAUUCCACUUCUUCCCGCACCGUCACCGACUCAGACUCGACGUGUUUGUCGCCGGCAGAGUUGUCUGUGAAGCGACCAUACCCAGAAGCCGAUGUGCUGAAGCAGCCUAGCAUCGUGAAAUCAGAUUCCCCCGCAGAAUCCCCCGACGAUUCCAGUCGCAGUUCUUCGUCAGAGUCGCCGCGGAACCAUAUUCGAGCCGCCUCGCUCGCCUCGUCCGCCGUGUACAGCGAGAAUCCAAACAUGCCUUUCGGCUACACCACGGAGGAGUGGGUUAAUCCCGAUUUGAUGCCGGUCAAAGAAGAUGAUACGUUCUCGUUCGAUCCGUCCGUGUCGCUCAUCGAUGGCCAAUUUGGCGCGGAGCCGGAUCCCACCGAGAACGUCAUGAUGAACUCCGCCUUCGAUUUCGAAAGUGCUGCCAGUAGCCCGAGUCCGUUGAAGACCGAUCCUCCUCCGCAACCAAUGUCGCAAAGGGGCUCUAGGGGCCAUUUUCGCAGCACGUCUAAUAUCACCGCUAGGCAGUCUUCAUCCCCGAAUUUUCCAACGGGAUCUUCUUACUUCAACAUCGGCACCAAAGAACAGUCUCCAUUUUCGGCCUCCAAAUUCCCCGUCAAAGGAAAGUCACCGUCGAAUCAAUGGGGCGGCCACUCUCCCUCCUCACUUCUAGAGGAAAGCUUUGGAGGAAUCAACAUGAACGGCAGUUCUCCGAUGAGUCAUGGUUUGACCUUCACGCCCAACACAUUCAAUUUCGGUCUCAACUUUGCGCCGUCCCCCGCACCAAGCACCGUCAAACCGGAAUCCCCUCAGCGUCACAUGUUGACCGUUCAUCCGACGUCCCUCAAGUCGCGCGUGGAAACUCAAAUUCCCAUCCGACUGACCCUCUUCCCGUUGCCCACCGGCGUCAAGAAAGUAAGGCUACCUAGCCAUACGAUUUCGAAACCGAAAUUCCUUGCACCUGCGUCCGCCGAACGGUCCGCCGAAGUCGUCGAAUUGCACACCAGCCUUGUUUGUACCAGUGCGAUGCAGGACCAAACAAAACUCAGGAAGGCGUUCGCUCGAGCGAGAGGCGAGGAUCGCUACCGCGCGUCUAGUUCGAGCCCUCAAACAUAUAGUGACCUGCCGGAAGACGAAAAGCCACUGGAUGGCGGCGAAGUGAAGAUCUGCACUGGCUGUAUCCAGCGUGAGCGGAAGCGGGCUUUCCGAAAGAAGCAGAGAAAGCCAGAAGAAGACGAAUUGUUCCAGAAAGACGAAGAGAAAAGAGUCAUUGUUUUCAACACAAAUGAGAUUAAAGAGUGGACCGAGCCUUCCAAGAACGCCAUGCCGGGAUAUGGUGACACCCCAGGGCCGAUCAUUCCUGCCGGUGCCAUGCAGGUCGAAUUGCCUAUGCGCAUAGCGUGCUAUUGCAGGCACCAGAAUGAGAAACUUGGAUUCCAGGUCAUCUUUACGGUGAAGGACUACAAGGACAAUGUUAUUGCCCAGGCAAUAACUAAUUCCAUCAUGAUCACCGAUGACCACAAGACUCAUGCGCCGCCGGCGGCUCCUGCCCCUGGUCCUUCGCCUGCUUUGCCAGAUGGGACACAACUCCCCGGCGUUGGUGUAUUCCCCUCAGGCCCUAGCGUUGACCAAGGGAAGACGCCCCAGCAGGCACCGUCACCAUCAGCAACGGAUCUCCAAGGCUUGCAGCAAAGGUUCAAUUCCCAGUAUCAGCUCAAUGGUGGCUCUUUUCCCUUGCCACAAAACCAGGCCAACGGCACUGGCCCCUCCAACUCGCAGCCCUCUCGAAGCCUUUCCCGCCAGACAUCACCGAAUGAUUUCCCGGGACCGAUGAGCAAGCGGCGCAAACAUAGCAACUCCGGAAGGGUCCCGUCGGAAUUGACCAUGACCAAGCUUGAGGGCGUUCAGCCCUCUGCCGGCGUCUCCAAUGCAUCCGGUCUUGGUAACGACACGCAGUUUUCGGCGCCCCGUGCAUUUGCCUCCCCCGUCGAACGACCUUUUGUGACCUCGAAUGGCAUGUCAAAUCAAUAUGCGAACGGCCCGCCGACACCCGGGAGCGGCGAGAAUAAUCCAUUUUUCAACCCCGCCGCGCAACAAAGCCUGGAUAGUUUCAUUCAGCAGCAGCUGAUGUCCGCCCCGAACUCGGCUCAGCCGAGCCGCCCUGGAACACCCGGGGUGUCUUCUCGCAACACAUUCCAAGACCAAAGUCUUAACAUUUCAUUGGGCCCUAGUCCUUCGACUCCCAUGUGGCCGCCUAUAACUAACGCCGGCAACCGACUACCUUCUGUCAUCCACAAGCUGGUCCCCGCCGAGGGCUCUAUCACGGGAGGGACGGAAGUAACGCUCUUAGGAAGUGGAUUCUAUCCUGGAAUGGAAGUUGUUUUCGGUGAUACGUUGGCCACAACGACCACGUUCUGGGGCGAUAAAUGUCUCAAUUGCCUAACUCCGCCCUCGCUUCACCCCGGAAUGGUGGCGGUCGUUUUCAAGCAUGAGCAUCCUACUUUCGGUCAACUGCAGCCAGCUCAGCCCCUGAUGCCUAAGCAACAGCAAUUCUUCCGCUAUGUAGAUGACCGCGAGUUGCAAAUGUACCGUCUUGCCCUGGGUAUCCUUGGACAGAAACUUGGAAGCCAAGCAGAUGCGUUCCAGACGGCACAGCAGAUCAUGGGUAGCGACACGAAGUCCAUGUUCAAUCUGCCGAAGGAUUUCCAGGGCAGCUCUGGCGGUCAUCAGCGCCAAGUCCCUGGGUUGGAAUCGCAGGGUAAAUUGAGUGACCUAGACUCGAAGAUGCUCACUUACCUUGAGUUUAUUGAUCUUGAUGACAACCCACGCCCACCCAAGUACAACAGCCGCGGCGGAACUGGUCAAACCCUUCUUCACUUCGCGUCUUCUCUGGGACUUACCCGAUUUGUUGCCGGGCUUCUGGCUAGAGGCGCAAAUCCGGACGUGCAGGAUAGCACUGGCAACACGCCCAUGCAUUUGGCGGCUCUGAACGGCCAUGCGCACAUCGUUCACCGACUGCGACUGGCCGGCGCUAAUGUCAACGCUCGUAGCGUUCGAGGAUUCACUCCGGCCGACUUGGCCACGACGUUGCCGGCGCACCAGGCUGCUCUAAUCCCUGCGCGUCACUACCGCUCGCGCAGUGUUGGAUCCUUGGGUUCGUCACGACGCAGACAUAGCAGCUCGGCCUCGCUCCAUUCCAUGUGGGAGUCUUCUUCAGGCUCCUUCGAUAAUGCCGUCGACGAUUCGGAGGACGAGGAAGAGACCGACGAGGAGGAUGUUGUCAGCUUCACAGUAUCUCGACGAGCCAGCGUUCAUCAAGAUGCGCCCCCUCCGAUCUCGCCUCCCGAGCAAUCCGGGCCCGACGGAGAUGCACGACCGUUCUCCCCUCCGGCGGCUCUGGUUGCUUGGCGAAACCAGCUUCAAGCCCAGAUCAACCAAUUCCAGCAGAGCGUUGCCAAUGCAUUCCCUAACCUGCCUGCUUUGCCGCCAAUGCCAGCUUUGCCCGACUACCAAGCCCACCCGAUGAUGCGACGCAUUACCAACCUCGUCCCACACCGGCCAACGACCGCGAGGUCGGCGAAGGACGGCUGGUGGGAUAUGUUGACGGGCAACUCUGCGCCUAGCACCACUGAGUUACCCUCUUACGAGGAUCUCUAUCCACGUAAAGAGGAGGACGAGGAAGAAGCGGCGCAACUGAAGAAAACGAGCAUGCUGCAAGCGGCGACGGAGGCUGCGUUGGACCAGCAUUUCGAAGCCCAGGUCACCGAACAAGCCAGCUCGUCCCAGACCCCCGCGGCCAAACAUGACAAGGAUGACCUCAAGGACAUCCGCAUUGGCCGUAAAGUGAUCUCUCGUGAACAGCAAAAGCACCUUCGAGAGCAGCAGGCUCAGAGAAUGAAGGGACUUGGCAACGACCGGAACCUCUACUUUAUUUGGAUUCCUCUUUUGAUCCUGGUCAUCGGCGCAUGGAUUCGAAGCUACGUUCCAGGUAUUUGGCAGGGGUUCUCGAGCGGUAUCGAGUUUGUCAAGUCCCGCUACGCGCAGCAGGCCUUGGAUGUUGGGGUCUAA
Aspergillus melleus is the source of this 4230-nucleotide messenger RNA. It is a transcript of the gene SPT23, whose product is annotated as putative membrane-tethered transcription factor (SPT23). NCBI's taxonomy places the organism in Eukaryota, Fungi, Ascomycota, Eurotiomycetes, Eurotiales, Aspergillaceae. Gene Ontology annotation, molecular function: protein binding. The record is from RefSeq and is a predicted model, not a curated record. The transcript has 4 exons. The coding region runs from base 1 to 4230 and encodes 1409 amino acids.